AGGUUAUAAAAUACUUUUCGUUUGGUUUUGGAUAUUAUUUAAAUUGAUUGUGGAUAAAUUUACUGAAAUUUAGCAUGUUUUGUUGUCUAAAAGGAUGUUUAGAUACUCUAGGUUAUUCAAACAAUGUCCCCAUGCGAGUCAGGGAAAAUCCAGUGCGACUGGACACAUCACAUAUGGGUCACGAAGUUGUUAUUGUGAAAGGUGGCCGGAGAGUUUGUGGCUCAGGGGCUGCUUUAGCUAGUGCACCUUUAGUGCAAUCAAAAUCUUAUUUUGAAGUUAAAUUACAACAAGCUGGUUCUUGGUCAGUUGGAGUCGCAACAAGACAAGCUGAUUUGAAUCAUUCGCAAGGUGGAAACGAUAAGGAAUCUUGGUGCCUGAAUUCAGAUUGUACCGUCCGGCACGAUAAUGUAGUUAUACACAGUCUACCAACGGACUCGGCCAAUCCUGAUUCACUCUCUUCAGGUCCUUUAUUGGGGUCAAAGGACCCUGGAGACCUUAUUUCGUCCGACGUAGCCAGUAGAACUCCCACUGAAGGAGACACUUUAGGGGUGUCUUAUGAUCACAUAGCACUUAACUUUUAUUUAAAUGGAAAGGAUCUCGAAAUACCAGUCAAUAACGUCAGGGGUACUGUGUAUCCUGUAUUGUAUGUUGAUGAAGGGGCUAUUUUAGACAUAAUUCUGGAUGAUUUCACCCACACGCCGCCGCCCGGUUUCUCUAAAAUAAUGAUAGAGCAAUCUUUAUUAUAACAAGUGAAAAUAUCAAGAUUUUGUUUACUGCAACUGUAUAUUGUCAGAGAUUAAGAGUAUUUUUCUUGAGCUAUAUUUUUAAAAAUUGUAUUAAGUGCUUAAUGUAAUACUAAAUGUUGACUUAAUGUAACUACUGUUGACUGUUUACUAAUUA
Molecule: messenger RNA, 900 nt
Organism: Ctenocephalides felis (cat flea)
Lineage: Eukaryota; Metazoa; Arthropoda; Insecta; Siphonaptera; Pulicidae
Product: SPRY domain-containing protein 7-like
Exons: 5
Coding region: 75-746 (223 amino acids)
Molecular function (GO): protein binding
Source: RefSeq, a predicted model, not a curated record